AUUGCCAGUCAGUCUUGAACAAAGCCGCGAGCCGUUAAUGUCGAUCUCCAGUAGUCGACACACGUCUGCUUUCCGUGCCAGUAGUCAGUGCGUGCGUGUGGCUGUAUUCGCGUCGCCUGGAAUGACUGUUGUCCUUUCCUACCUGAUACCUCGUGCUUAGUCUUUCUUCUUUGCGUCGCGCGCCGUGCUAUUGCGCGUCAUAUUCGUAACUUAUUUGUUAUUGUAUAACCGGUCGCCUUAUUCUUUGUCAGACAUUUGCCGGUUCAAACCGAAAAGGAAGCAGGCAAUACACCGUUGCAGCGUGUUAAAGUGAAGAUGUCAAGCGGUUUUGCGCCGCUAAGGGUCUAGUAGCAUAAAAAUAUUACUACGUGACUAUAAUAUAUAAACUAGUAGAAACCAACAACAACUUUUUAAGCCAAAACCAGUACUCUACAUUGAAUCAAGCAAGUUGAUAACGUUGGACACCACCACAAAAAGCAACAACCAUGUUUGGCAUUAAAUAUUUAACAGAGUCCCAUUUAAAGGGCUUCGAUCGAUAUAAGUACAGCAGCAUCGACACCGGCUACAUCAGCGUCUAUAUCAUGCAUCCCUUCUGGAACUGGUGUGUUCAGUUCCUGCCGAAAUGGCUAGCACCGAACCUCAUCACAUUCACCGGCUUCCUGUUGACCGUGGUCAAUUUCAUUUUAAUUGCAUAUUACGAUUGGGACUUUCAGGGCGCCAACCACGAAGUGCACACGGUGCCGCGCUGGGUUUGGUCAGUGGCCGCCAUUAAUAUUUUACUUUACUACAAUUUAGAUGGCAUGGAUGGCAAGCAGGCACGACGCACUGGCACCAGCGGUCCGCUGGGCGAGCUCUUCGACCACGGCUUGGACUCUUACUCCGCUGUGCUGAUACCAAUUUAUAUGUUUUCGUUGUUUGGCACCAACGAUUUGCCGCCGAUUCACAUGUUCUUCGUUAUAUGGAAUGUUUUUCUUAAUUUUUAUUUGACACACGUCGAAAAGUACAACACCGGCGUGAUGUUCCUGCCAUGGGGCUACGACUGCACGAUGUGGGGCGUCAGCUUGAUGCUGUUCUUCACCACACUUGUCGGCCCGGAAAUUUGGCACGCGCGCCCCUUCUUGGGCCUCAGUAUGGCCAACCUAUUCGAGAUUGUGCUGAUUGGUUCGGCCAUGGUGAGCAGUCAUCCAAUCAUCAUCAAAAAUAUUUAUUUAUCAUACAAAAAUAAAACCGGCAAAAUGCGCCCAUUCUUGGAGGCGGCGCGCCCACUCUUCCCCUUCUUGUGGCUCUUCGUAAUCACAACGUUCUGGUGCUUCUACUCGCGCAACAGCAUCAUCGAUCUGUCGCCGCGCAUCAUCUUCAUACUCUUCGGCACGUUAUUUUCCAAUAUAGCGUGUCGCUUGAUAGUGGCGCAAAUGUCCGAUGUGCGCUGUGACGGCUUCAAUCUGCUGCUGUGGCCACUCUUGGCCACUGUGGCGGCCUCCUGUUUCCCCUGGUAUGAGCAGCUGCUGGGCAGCGAAAUUAGCGCCGACAUGGAAUGCUGGAUCCUGCAAGCCUUAACGAUUUUCGUCACCAUAGCACAUCUGCAUUACGGAAAAAGGGUGGUUUGCGAGAUGUGCGACCAUUUCAACAUUCGUUGCUUCAAAGUAAGAUACACUUCCUAUAUGCAACACAAAACAGUAACAAAUAACCUACCAAAGAACUUAGGAGCGGUAAACAACUCUCAUAAAUCAACACAAUUAACCGAGUCAUUAUUGAGUAAACGUUCAGUUAAUAAUAAAAAUGGGCCAAUUCAAAGCAAACUGUCAUAACUUGAGUAAUUAACAUCAUAUCACAUUAUAUAAAAUGAUACAAUUUGUUUUAACGUCACGAAUUUAUACCACUUGUCAUAUAUUAUACCAUUUAAGAUCUCCAUUUAUUACUAAGCACAAAAGUUGAGGGGCAUUUGAGGGUUUCUUAGGCUAAAUCUCGAGUUCAAUAUAUAGUACAUAUAGUAUGUAUAUACAUACAUAUAUACAAAGAAAAUUACGGACGGACGGAAAUUCGAGUAAAUAUAUACACAAGAAAGAGUUGAAAUGCCAAAGUUCAAUAGGACAAAGAUAACCGAAAGUUAGUUGCCGAAUCAAGGUGUUGAUGACGUAUAAUAAAUAUCGUGCCUCAGCUCGUUUUUGUUGCGGUUUUUGAGAGCGAUAUUAGGUAUAUAUUAAGAUAUUAUAAGAUUUAUUCAAUCUUUUCGACAUCUCAAGCGUUUUAUGGGUUGAAUAUUACCCAAAUCAAAUAUAAUUAAAUAUAUCGUCACCUAAAAUGCAAAAUAAUGUAACAUCACUUUUCAUAAGUUUCCAGGUGUAAGAGAAGCGAUGUAAUAGAAACCACUCAUAUUAAAACAAAAUUUGUGUUUUGGUUAUAAAAUGGUUAUAUAUUGCUUAUAUAUUGGUUAUAUAUUCGGUAUAUAUUGGUUAUAUAUUGGUUAUAUCUGACAACGGAGGCUGAAAAUUUUAUGUUGCAUAUAUGUAUGUUACACGAUGUGGUGAAUCGUAAGCAAUAAAAAAAAUAAUUUAAAUUUUUUUGAUGAUACGUUGGUGGCAUUUUAGGUGACGGUAUGUAAUUGUACAUAUAUUUAGAAUAUAUUGAAUAUAUUAUCACGAGUUUAGUAAAGUAAGCAGCAUCAUAGUUGCUAACCAUAUAUUAUGUGAAUAUAUAAUUUUAUAAGUGAAACCUGGUUAAUUCUAGUUUUGGUAAGUCUCAUAAGCACUAACGAAUAUUAUAGCGGGAAGUUUACAGUGUAAUUAAUACUUGGCGUACUAACAACAAAAACAAUAAAACAACAACGACUAUUAACUAGAACAUAAGCUAGCAUAUUGAAGGUGUAGUUAAGAUAAAUCUGAAAAUAAAGCAAGUUGGUAUACAAGUUUGGAAUGCACAGGCAAAGAUAAAUGUGUUUUCUACUAAAAUUGAAAAAAAAAAAAAUAAUUUAAAAUUUUUUGACAAAGAAGUGAUCCUUAUUAUAUAGACUUCAUAUUUUGCUAGUCACUAUAGAAAUACAUAUCUACACAAAUGCAACUCUGAACUUAUCUAACAAAUACUGAAGUCAAAUAAUAAAUAUACGUAAAUGACUAUUUUUAGAAAAAAAACUCAAAGUUUUUCAUUGCUUGGGUUGAUUUGGUUUACAAGCACAGAUUUGUCGCUUUGACUCAAAUGUGUUUCUGGAAAAGCAUGUAUACACGCUGUGACAAA
This is a messenger RNA of Bactrocera neohumeralis, 3231 nucleotides long. Its product is annotated as ethanolaminephosphotransferase 1. The transcript is spliced from 9 exons. Gene Ontology annotation, biological process: phosphatidylethanolamine biosynthetic process. Bases 486 to 1808 code for a protein of 440 amino acids. The record is from RefSeq and is a predicted model, not a curated record. Gene Ontology annotation, molecular function: ethanolaminephosphotransferase activity. Gene Ontology annotation, cellular component: endoplasmic reticulum membrane; Golgi apparatus. Lineage: Eukaryota; Metazoa; Arthropoda; Insecta; Diptera; Tephritidae.